GCUCUCUCCUCCUUGUUGGAGCGCCGCGCUUCAGACAGUCCGCUCCGCUGCUCCACGCUGCUCUCCGCUGCUCUGGGGGAGGCGGCAGGCUGUGAGAGGAGCUGCAGGACCGGGACAGGGGUCUUCAGACGCCUCUCAGGUGGAGCAGAACUCUGAGGAGCCUUUUCUCCCAGCAGCAGAAGAAGUGAAGUGUUUUUAUGUAUGUUGAGCAGCGGCUGAGGGUAAUGGCUGUGCGCUCUGACUGUAUUGCAUAACUCAGCUCAGCUCCUCCUGCUCUUCUCUGUUUGUGUUGGAAAUGGAGAGACACUCCUCAAACUUAGUCCAGCUGAUGUGAGUUCAGCGCACGAGCCCCGUCUCUCACCCCGUGCGUUUCUACAGCCUCGCGCUCUGCAACCACUUUCGCUCUGUUCACUUUUUCAUCCGGAAAUCCGAAUCAACACACUGUUCAGCUUCAGUCCAGCUUCAGUAAAGCCGUCUCCACAGUGUAGCACCUGUAUCAUGUCCAGGCUUCUGCAGUAAACUCCGGAGCUGCAUGGAGAGCCAGCGCUGAGCCUCCGGACACUUUCUCUCUCUCUUUUUACCCCCCUCCCCCCUUCCCCACCCCUUUUCCUCUAUCUCUCCCCCCUCCCUCCACCUCCCAACCUCUCACCCUCGCUGUUGUGAACGUGAGGGAUGAGCUCAGAGGAGAAGAGCUCCAUUAUGUCCCAGAAGAUUUCCUCUCCAUCCCGCAGCAACAGCAGCUCCUCCUCCAAACAUGACAGCAGACAGGACAGCUGGGAGAUUGUGGAAGGGCUGCGCGGGGGUCUGGGAAAUGUUCAGGAGCCUGAGAAACAGGAGGGAUUUAUGCUGAAGAGGAGAAAAUGGCCAAUGAAGGGCUGGCACAAGAGAUACUUCUACUUGGAUAAGGGCAUUCUGAAGUACGCCAAGUGUUCAGCUGACAUUGAAAAGGGCAAACUGCACGGGUGCAUUGAUGUGGGUCUGUCGGUCAUGGCAAUUAAGAAGAAAGCCAAGUGUAUUGAUCUGGAUGCAGAGGAGAACAUUUAUCAUCUGAAGGUAAAUGGCAACCAGUUCAAGUCUCAGGAGCUGUUUGAUGAAUGGGUCUCUAAGUUGCGUCACCACCGGCUGUACAGACAGAAUGAGAUCGCCAUGUUCCCCCCGGAGAAACCGCUCUUCAGCCCCCACUUCUCCCCAACAUCCCCCACCAGCUUCCCCGAGACCCACGCCGCGAGAAAGCGAGCCUCUUUAGCGAAGCAGUCCUCUCUCAACUUCACCAGUCAGGCCAAGGUGGCUGCCUGGCUCCAGUCCUCUGACGACAUCGACAGGUAUUCCAAAGAGCUGUCUGUGUGUGAGGCUCAGUUGCUGGAGCUGAAUCACCUGCUGAGGAGUAUGGAGGUUCUGCAUCGUACCUACUCUGCCCCAUCCAUCAAUCAGCUGCUGCAGGCUUCAGCAUAUGACAGUCCUAAAAAAGAGAAGAGGCCUCUUAGGAAAUGGCGUUCCAAAAACUACAGCAAAGAUAGCAAAACAACACUGCAGGUUCCCAGCUGUAUCUCAGCAGGAUCGAUCCGCCUCCACGCGUCCAAUCCUAACCUCUCCUGCGUUGAUCUGACCAAUGAGAAGAGUUAUGCAGAACACCUUGACCUGCCCAUAGAUGUGUCCAAACUGCAGGAAGACUUCUAUCGUGUCGCUACCAACUUGCACGCCAGCAUGAAGUCCGCCUUAAGCUCCCUGAGCACAGAGAAGGAGAGACUGAGGCAGAUGCUGGAGCAGGAGCCCUGCCCCGCCCCGUCCACACAACUGCUGGGACUGAAGAGUGCCCUGACUGCUGCUUUAGCGCAGAACUCUGAUCUGAGAGAGCGCCUUUGCAAGAUACACAUUGAGUCACAUAUAUCAGAACCCAAUGCCCUUAAAAACUGCAGCGCUGGCCCCUUGCAGAAUCAGGACUCUACAGACGGCGCCCGUCCCCUUGUCCAUCAGGCGUCCAAUGAGAGCCGAACGUCCAUCACGGAGUCGCUGUCCGAGUUCUUUGAUGCACAGGAAGUCUUGCUGUCAGCAAGUUCUUCUGAGAACGAGCCUUCAGAGGACGACUCGUACAUCAGUGAUAUCAGCGACAACGUCUCCAUGGAUAACUUUGGCAAUGAUGCCCAGAACGAGAGGCUCAACUCAGAGUGUGUGGAGAAUGGAGCCCCUCAGGGACAGCGACGCUCCUUCCUCCCCUCCCCCAGUCCCAACACCAGUAACAUCAGCCUGUGGAACAUCCUGAGGAAUAACAUAGGGAAGGACCUUUCAAAGGUGGCCAUGCCUGUGCAGCUCAAUGAGCCGGUCAACACCCUGCAGAGGCUGUGUGAGGAGCUGGAGUACAGCGAACUGCUGGACAGAGCUGCACACACACAGGACCCGUUCGAACGCAUGGUGUACAUUGCAACGUUUGCAGUGUCGGGCUAUGCCUCCAGUUACUACAGAGCAGGAGGGAAACCCUUUAACCCAGUGCUGGGGGAGACGUACGAGUGCGACCGGCCUGACAAAGGAUUCCGCUUUAUAGCGGAGCAGGUCAGCCAUCACCCUCCCAUCUCUGCCUGUCAUGCCGAAUCUAAGAAUUUCAUCUUCUGGCAAGAUGUUAGGUGGAAAAACAAGUUCUGGGGGAAAUCCAUGGAGAUUGUUCCUGUUGGCACCACUCAUGUGAUUAUCCCUGGUUUGGGAGAUCAUUACGAGUGGAACAAAGUGACAUCAUGCAUUCAUAACAUCCUGAGUGGGCAGCGCUGGAUCGAGCACUACGGUGAAAUCUCCAUCAAGAACUCCAGCAGUGACAUCUGUCAGUGUAAAGUCACCUUUGUAAAGGCGAAGUACUGGAACUCCAGUGUGAACGAAGUGGAAGGAGCUGUAACCGACCAUAAAGGGAAAGUCAUUCACAAGCUGUUCGGGAAGUGGCACGAGGGCAUCUACUGUGGCAACCCACCUGCCGCUACAUGCAUCUGGAGAACCAAUCCCAUGCCCCCGGACUACGAGCAAUACUACGGCUUCACUAAGUUUGCUCUCGAGCUGAAUGAACUGGACCUGCACACCAAACAAAUACUGCCACCCACAGACACCAGAUUUCGGCUGGAUCAGAGGUUACUGGAGGAGGGGAAUGUAGAGGCAGCAGAAGUUCAGAAGCAGAGGAUUGAACAGCUCCAGAGAGACAGACGCAAAGUCCUUGAGGAGAACAACAUGGCACAUCAGCCGCGGUUCUUCCAGAAAUCUAAAGACGACACCUGGGUCAGCAACAACACUUACUGGGAAUUACGGAAAAAUCCGGGCUUCAGUAAUCUGGACUGUCCUGUGCUGUGGUGAGCUGGGAUUGGCCGACACUGACUGGCGGGCUUCUCCUGACCACUGCCUGCUUCUGCACUUCAGUUCUCUGACCUACUUUCAAUAUGAAGAAAAAAAACACAUCUCGCAGUGAGAAAUGAGGAUUAGGUACGACGGAGAGAAAACUCUGCCGAAAUCAAUCGCAUGGAGAAGGAACUGUACUGGAAGUAUAGGACUGGUUCCAGUGACUUUCGUUACAUUCAAGCAUCCUUCCUUAUUUAAAACUCCAUAUGCCUUAAUAUGCUUAUAAUAUCUUUUGUAGUGUCUUUAUGCAAACAUAUCCAUUUGAAUGUCUAGGAAUUAUGCAAACAUACGGCCCAGUUAAUCAUCUCUAUCAUUGCGGUGUGCAACUAGUAGCACAAAAUUACUGACCAACAUAUUGUUGCAUAGUGUCCUCUUGUGGUGCAGUAUUGUAUUGCACACAGUAAAGAGGUUUUGCCCCCCCAAAAAAGAUAUAAAAAAAUAAUAUUAAGACCCUGCGCAUGCCCAUAUAAAUUAAAAUAUGCUGUUGUCUGAUCACAAUUACAUUGUCUACCUCUUAAAAAGAGAUGGUAUGGAAACUCUCAUGUAAUUUAUGGGAUACAUGUUAGAGUCUGAAUUCCACACCUGUCUUAUGCCUUAUGGUCACACAUAUUCUAUCCCAGUCCAUCUCUGUUAUAACCUUUAAUCCUGUAUCAGAAAAAAAACAUGUAUUACACUCCUGGCUGCAUUGAGGGAUGUACUAUACACUGACAUGCUAAAUAUAUAUGGCACAUGAGACUGGUAUAGUGUCCCAUGACUUUUGGCAUGUCCCACUGAAGCUGAAGAACGCUGCACUGACCCGUGGGGUAUGUGUAUGUGGGUUUCCUGCAUUGAAUGUGGAUGUGAUUUCUGCUAAAUUUAAAUAUUAAAUUCCCACACAACUUUGAGGAUGAACACUCUGGCCAGUGUUCAGCCUCACUCACAAGAUAACACCUUACAACAUAUACUUAUAGGUGUGGGCAUUCUCAAGCCAUCCCCCUAAUGUAAACUCUAAUGAUCAAUUUGCAUACUGCUGUCCCAUGACUUUUGGCAUGUCAGUGUAUCUCUGACUCUCUGAGACCCAUUCACACACAGAGCCUUCUUUCAACCACUGAAUACAGAUGGACUGAAUACUCACCACACUGCACUUGUGAGUCUAGCUGAGUGUGUUCAGCUGUUCACACACACAGUUUGACCUGUAAUCUGUGUCCGGUACUCCCAAAAAGUGUUAGCACUUGCUGUGGGGUGAAAGGGGUUGGAGGGGUGAGGGUCCUCACGUGUUGACCACUGCUGAGAUUCCUCUCUUCUUCAAUAAAAAUGAUCAUCUCUGUGA
This is a messenger RNA of Astyanax mexicanus (Mexican tetra), 4678 nucleotides long. RefSeq names its product oxysterol binding protein-like 3b (gene osbpl3b). Gene Ontology annotation, molecular function: cholesterol binding. Bases 673 to 3327 code for a protein of 884 amino acids. Gene Ontology annotation, cellular component: perinuclear endoplasmic reticulum; intracellular membrane-bounded organelle; plasma membrane. The transcript is spliced from 23 exons. Lineage: Eukaryota; Metazoa; Chordata; Actinopteri; Characiformes; Acestrorhamphidae. The record is from RefSeq and is a predicted model, not a curated record.